Hibiscus syriacus is the source of this 1778-nucleotide messenger RNA. RefSeq names its product probable ATP-dependent RNA helicase ddx5. Bases 122 to 1648 code for a protein of 508 amino acids. Gene Ontology annotation, molecular function: mRNA binding; ATP binding. Gene Ontology annotation, cellular component: P-body; cytoplasmic stress granule. The record is from RefSeq and is a predicted model, not a curated record. Lineage: Eukaryota; Viridiplantae; Streptophyta; Magnoliopsida; Malvales; Malvaceae. Gene Ontology annotation, biological process: cytoplasmic stress granule assembly; P-body assembly. The transcript is spliced from 8 exons.
UGAAACUCAACCCGGCUGCUUUUUAUUUUCCAUUGCAGCAACAAUCCUCUCAAAGGUUGCAUUUUUCAUCACUUAUUCAAAACAAAUUGUAAAAUUAGAAACAAUUUUUUGUUAGCUUUUAAUGGCCAAGGGAGAUGAUUCAGUUAGAAGAAAGAAAAACAAAGUACAAAGAAAGAAACUAAAUAGGAAAAAUGAUUCCUCAACUGUCUCAGCUCGAAUUGCUUCCAUUAUCGCCGCCAAAAAGCGCCGAAAAUCCGGUAAACGCAGCAUGUGUCAGGGGAUGUGUUUUAGCCUUCCUACUCCUGACGAUCCCUUCAAUGAUAGACUUGAUAAGAAGGAUAUCAGUAUCAAAACCAUGCCUUCAAAACGGGAUCAGAAAGUUUCAGCCAAGAGGGAGGACAAUGUUCCAACAAAAGGAGCUGUUCUUGGUAAUCGGGAACUAGCCUGUGAAAGUUCUGAUUGUCCAUCGAAGUAUCUUAUAAUCUGCCUGAAAACAAUAGAGGAUUCACUGUAUCCUGAUGGUACCUACAAUGGAGAAGAGGGAAAGCAUCUAUUUGUAAACCCAUGGGGUAUUGAGUUCUGGAAAUGUUAUUCUGCUGGUAAGGAUAUACUUGAGACAAGUGGCCCACCUUCUGAUUUUGAGCAAAUUGCAUGGAUAGCUUCAACUGCUGCUGAUGUUAUUUCUAGGAGAGAGAAAGAAGGUUACUUAUUCACUGGUCCUUUCAUUCUUUUCAUUGUACCAUCCAAAGAAAAAGCUCUCCGGGUGCGUUCACUCUGCAAGCCCCUGAAAGCUCAAGGCAUACAUACAGUGAGUUUACACUCAGGUGCUUCCAUAGACCAUCAGAUCAGUGGUCUGCAGAGUUGUGAACCUGAGUUUCUUGUGUCAACACCCGAGAGACUCUUGGAGUUAAUUUCCUUGAAGGCCAUAGAUAUAUCUGGGGUCUCCAUGCUGGUUAUUGAUGGUAUGGAGUCUACUUCUGGUGGUUGUUAUCUUGAUACAGUAAAAUCCAUCAAGCAGGCUAUUUCUGGAAAACCCCAUACCACGGUAUUCUUUAAUUCCUUCAGUAAUGCUUCUGUUCCGGCUGUGCAAAAUCUACUGAAUGGAUCAGUCUAUAGAUUAUCACUCAAUGAUUCUGUCGCCAGUCAAAGCGCUUGCAUCAUCCAGUCUAUACAUGUGUGCGCUUCAAAGGAAGAAAAGAUAAAGAAGGGCAUUCAUGCUUUGGAUAAUGCAUGCAGCAAUCAAAUAAUACCACAACCUUUGAAGGUGCUGUACAUAGUUGGAAAAAACAAUAAUGUUCAAAAGUUAGCGUCAGCUAUCAAAUUCAAGGGAUAUUCCAUCUCAACCAGCUGCUUCUCGAAAGUUAUGGAAUUUGAAAACAGUCUCGAUUGUGGCAGACCUGCAGUCUCCAUUAUUGAUACUGAACACAUCAAUUCUACAGAUUUAGGAGAGUAUGGUGUUGUAAUAGUUCCAGAUUAUGUACCAUCAGUUGAUUAUUAUGUUCAAAUUCUCACAAGGAUGGCAAGGCACACAGUCAAUGGUAUAUUGCAUAGCUUUUUAACUAAAGAUGAUGCACGGCAUGCCGGUCCAUUGAUUGGAAUCCUUGAACAAUGUGGUUUGGCAGUACCUGAAGAGCUAAAAAACUUGUGACGACGUGUAUCGACCAUGUUAGCAUCUUCGAAAAUAAGUAUAGUUCUUUCAAAGAUCCUCCAGUCUCUUUGCGGGAAAUGUUGUAAGGUGAACUGUGCAUUCUUUUACAUUUAGCCCGCACGUUUUGCUA